AUUUGACCAAAAUUAUGAGUCGAAAUCACCUACGGAAAUGUUUGACAUUUUCGAGAUAUUGCUUAUUAAGACAGAAUAGAAUUUACUCUCGUGGAAACCAAAUCACAAGAACAAUUGCAACAUUUGACAAAGAUGAUCCAUGACCACUGAUUGACCACUGAGCACAAAGCAUUCUUUCACUAAAGGGUAUUACAGUUUGUACAAAGAAAGGACAAUAUCCACUCUAAGACUCAUGCUAAUUUUUCCCCCAGAACAAUGCAUUUCGUAGGAAUGGUGCAGAAAUGUUUUCAAGAGAAUUUUCUGGAAAGAAUGAUGACAGAAUGUACGUAGAUGGGAAUGGUCAACUGAGAGAACGACAGCUGGGGUAUGAUGAUCUGUACUCCGGCCACAUACCAACAUCCACCAUACAGAAAGUGCUACUCUCUGUCGGUUCAGCAGGAAUGGCACUUCUGGAUCCAAGCAGAGAUGACAUGAUUGCAACACUUGGUGAGACUACAGGAUAUUGGGCACUUCGUUCCAUCAAGCAGAAAAUGGAGGCUGAUCCAACUGGACAAAGGAUUCUUCAGGAACAACCAGUCAUUAAUACAAGUACAGUGUCUGUUGAUUAUCUUGGAAGUUUGCCGGAGGGUACAUUUGGAAAGAAAUACUGGCAUUUUCUCAGCAAAAAUGGUUUUUCUCCGGAUGCUAGAUUGCCAAUUCACUUUGUGGAUGACCCAGAAUUAAAGUAUGUCAUGUUGAGAUAUCGUCAAGUCCACGACCUUUUUCACUCCAUUCUUGGGAUGCCCCCUCACAUGUUGGGAGAAGUUGCUGUCAAGUGGGUGGAGGCUCUGCAGACUGGACUCCCCAUGUGUGCUCUUGGAGCAUUGUUUGGUCCACUCAGAUUAGGUCCAAAACACACUAAGAAAUACCUAGAUACUUAUCUACCAUGGGCGAUUAGAAAUGGACAGAAUGCCAAGUUUUUGAUGGCCGUUUACUGGGAAGAGCACUGGGAGGAUGAUUUAGAGGAACUUCGGCAGCAGCUAAAUAUAGAACCUCCUCCUAUAACAGCCACUAGCUCAAAUAAUGCCUAAGUGUGGAUCCAGUGUGUAUAUCUGUUUCUCAUAUCACCACCAAUGUUUUCUACAUCAUCAAAAUGCAUGAACUUGAAUUUUUUUAAAAUAUUAUAAAUUGCUUUAUACCAUUGCUAUGAUUUCAUGGAUAGAGAAAAAGUAUGGAAAAAGAGUCAGUAUUCUGUGAUCAUGGGAACAUCUCAGUGCAUGAACUUUUCAUGAGGAUUACUCUUCUUUUACAAAAAUAUUCAUAACAUUCAUUACUGUACAAUGCACAGACAGUUGUAAACAAAAGUACACUCCAUGUAAACCUCUAAUCAGUCAUAUUGGAUGCAACAGCUGCAAAAUUCUGCAACAAUUGUUAUUAUAGAAGGGAGUCAUCUCCUUUUUAAUUGUUACAAGCAUGAUUCAGUUGAUGUAUGUAAUGGGUUUUCAGAUUUUUCUGUAUGAUUGAUUACAUUAAGUCUGACGUGUAAUUCCCAUUUACAUGUAGCUGUUUACAAAGUGCAGCUUUUCUAUGUAUAGUAAAUACAGUACUGUAAUUCUGUAUACAAAAUUGUUUUCUUUGCAUUAAAAUACUAUUAGUAUU
Messenger RNA from Ostrea edulis (European flat oyster), 1638 nucleotides. RefSeq names its product ubiquinone biosynthesis protein COQ4 homolog, mitochondrial-like. The coding region runs from base 282 to 1070 and encodes 262 amino acids. The record is from RefSeq and is a predicted model, not a curated record. The transcript has 7 exons. Gene Ontology annotation, biological process: ubiquinone biosynthetic process. Gene Ontology annotation, cellular component: mitochondrial inner membrane; mitochondrion. Lineage: Eukaryota; Metazoa; Mollusca; Bivalvia; Ostreida; Ostreidae.